This is a messenger RNA of Hyaena hyaena (striped hyena), 3101 nucleotides long. RefSeq names its product carnitine O-acetyltransferase (gene CRAT). Gene Ontology annotation, biological process: carnitine metabolic process, CoA-linked. The record is from RefSeq and is a predicted model, not a curated record. Bases 540 to 2420 code for a protein of 626 amino acids. Gene Ontology annotation, molecular function: carnitine O-acetyltransferase activity. Gene Ontology annotation, cellular component: peroxisome. The transcript has 16 exons. Lineage: Eukaryota; Metazoa; Chordata; Mammalia; Carnivora; Hyaenidae.
CUGGUGGCCCCGCCCAAGAGUCCUCCUUCCCGGGGCCACCAGCCCGCGGCCCGCCAGGCCCGGUGGGUGGGCGCCGGGCCGCUUCUCCCCGCUGGCGGCGGUGACUCGGCGACCUUGGCCCAGAGACUGUAGCAAGAUACACCGGCGGUGGCGCCGCGGACUUUGCCCAGUGCGAGAAACCGAGCGGACUUUGUGUCCGGGGAAGGGCCGCAAAGAUGUUGGCUUUCGCGUCCAGGACAGUGGUGGCCUAACCCCGCUUGGAACAGGAGAAGACUGAGGCCCAAGGUCAGAGACCAGAUCGAACCCAAAUCUCGAGGCGGUAAAUUACAGCCACCCGGGAAAGAGAGUGGGGACCCAAGAUUCAGCCUGCACCUCCACCCUUAGACCCAGAGCCACGGAGCGCGAAGCCAGGAAUGUCUCUGGGAAGCCCGGGCAAGUGGCUGCCUCUUGCUAGGUUCUGCUCACCCCCUUGGUAGCACAGUUAGGCUUAGAGGUCCGGUCCAAGGCAGACAGACAGGGCUCAGAACCUCAGUCCUGCCAUGGAGGACGGGCAGCAGAAAGAGAAGGUAAAGCCCUUGGGCUUCCUCAAGCCCUCCUCCUUGGCGAAGGUUUCCAGCCGCUUCAAGGCGCACCAAGAUUCGCUGCCGCGGCUGCCUGUGCCUGCGCUCCAGCAGUCCCUCAACGGUUACCUCAAGGCGCUGCAGCCCAUCGUGAGCGAGGAGGAGUGGACCCACACCAAGCAGCUGGUGGAAGAGUUUCAGACCCCCGGGGGCGUAGGGGAGCGUCUGCAGAAGGGGCUGGAGCGCAGGGCCAGGAAGAUGGAGAACUGGCUGUCCGAGUGGUGGCUCAAAACAGCCUACCUCCAGUACCGCCAGCCCCUGGUCAUCUACUCCAGCCCUGGUGUGGCACUGCCCAAGCAGGACUUUGUGGACCUGCAGGGACAGCUCCGGUUCGCUGCCAAAUUCAUUGAGGGCGUGUUGGAUUUCAAAGCCAUGAUUGACAGCGAGACCCUGCCCGUGGAGUACCUGGGGGGGAAGCCGCUGUGCAUGAACCAGUACUAUCAGAUCCUGUCCUCCUGCCGCGUGCCGGGCCCCAAGCAGGACUCGGUCAUCAGCUUCAGCAAGACCAAGAAGCCGCCCAUGCACAUCACCGUGGUGCACAACUACCAAUUUUUUGAGCUGGACGUGUACCACAGCGAUGGGACACCCCUGACGUCGGACCAGAUCUUUGUGCAGCUGGAGAAGAUCUGGAACUCGUCACUGCAGACCAACAAAGAGCCCGUGGGCAUCCUCACCUCCAACCACCGCAACUCCUGGGCCAAGGCUUACAGCACCCUCAUCAAAGACAAGGUGAACCGGGAGUCAGUUCGCUCCAUCCAGAAGAGCAUCUUCACCGUGUGCCUGGAUGCACCCAUGCCCCGGGUCUCAGACGAUGUGUACCGCAGUCACGUGGCCGGCCAGAUGCUGCACGGGGGUGGUGGCAAGCUCAACAGCGGCAAUCGCUGGUUCGACAAGACGCUGCAGUUCAUCGUGGCCGAAGACGGCUCCUGCGGGCUUGUUUAUGAGCACGCGGCGGCGGAGGGGCCCCCCAUCAUUGCCCUUGUGGACCACGUCAUUGAGUUCACGAAGAAACCCGAGCUGGUGCGGUCCCCCAUGGUGCCCCUGCCCAUGCCCAAGAAGCUGCGGUUCAACAUCACCCCUGAGAUCAAGAGCGACAUUGAAAAGGCCAAGCAGAAUCUCAGCAUCAUGAUCCAGGACCUGGACAUCAUGGUGAUGGUAUUCCACCAUUUUGGGAAGGACUUCCCCAAGUCGGAGAAGCUGAGCCCGGACGCCUUCAUCCAGAUGGCACUACAGCUGGCCUACUACAGGAUCUACAAUCAGGCAUGUGCCACGUACGAGAGCGCCUCCCUGCGUAUGUUUCACCUGGGCCGCACCGACACCAUCCGCUCCGCUUCCACAGACUCCCUGACCUUCGUCAAAGCCAUGGAUGACGCCAGCGUGUCGGAGCACCAGAAAGUGGAGCUGCUGCGGAAGGCCGUGCAAGCCCACCGAGCCUACACAGACCAGGCUAUCCGCGGGGAGGCAUUUGACCGGCACCUGCUGGGCCUGAAGCUGCAGGCCAUUGAGGACCUGGUGAGCAUGCCUGACAUCUUCAUGGACACGUCCUACGCCAUCGCUAUGCACUUCAACCUCUCCACCAGCCAGGUCCCUGCCAAGACAGACACAGUCAUGUUCUUCGGGCCCGUGGUCCCCGACGGCUAUGGCGUUUGCUACAACCCCAUGGAGACUCACAUCAACUUCUCCGUGUCGGCCUACAACAGCUGCGCGGAGACAAACGCCGCCCGCCUGGCGCACUACCUGGAGAAGGCUCUCCUGGACAUGCGCGCUCUGCUCCAGCACCACCCUCGGGCCAAGCUGUGAGCGCCCUGUGCUCAGGCCUGCUGGUGUCCCGGCCCAGCUGCCACCGGGGCUGGGCAGCCCACCAGGGUUCCACCCCUCCGGCUCCCUACCGUCCCCCACCCCUGCCCCGGGCCCCGCAGAUCUGCCUGAGCCAGGGAUGGACGGCAUCCCCAGCGGGGCCUGCAGGCCCGAGCCAGUGCCUUCCGUGGAGCUCAGAGCCUAAGCAGGACAUCGGACCCAGGUGUCGGGUGUGUCCCCCCAGGAGCCUUCCUGCGGGGACAGGAACCAGAAGAGCCUGUCCCUGUCCCUCCCCAGAUUAGCAGACUGGGAAGACUGGGAAGUCCUUUUCUUGCGAGCUCGGCUCUCGCCAGCCUCCACCCCUGCCCUCUGCACUGCUGAGCUGGUGUCUGUACCCCAAUCGCCAUCCCCAGGCUCCCAAGGAUCUAGAGACAGGACUAUCGGGGGCUCUAGCCUUCCCCAGGGCCAAGGGCAGGGUGCAAGGUGUGCUGGUAAGCGAAGCCCAAGGCCUUGCCUCCGCCCGCCCUGCGCGGCAGCAUGACCUCCCCCUGCCGCACUCUUUCGGAUGGUGUGGCCCGGGGGCCCCAGCUCGCCCGCUUCCGUUCAGCUCGACUCCUGAGCCACUUUCAUGGUUGUGUCACAGUAACACGCGAGGUGAUUAAUAAAGGGGAAUUUGUCAGCGAA